AAAUAUUUAGUACGGCUUCCUAUCUCAGAAGCCGGUCGACCCCAUCGCAUGUCACGUACUAAACUUUUUCAACGCCAAUUCGUCGGUACGCAACUCGACUUUCGCUCUCCAAGUACAGUAGUCGCUCAUACAAGCCGCCUCUGUAUCGCAUUCGCUCCCAUACGUUCGUUCUCAGUCCCACGAAUUGCCGGCCACUCCGUACCUGAAGAGGAGGAAAGGCGAAACUAGAGUUGCAGCGGCCGAGAAUCCUGACGAGAAUCAAAACCAGAAGCAAGAAGCAAGAAUGUGGUCAUUUGGUACGACUAUGACCAUGCCAAAAGACAGCGAGUCGGCAUCCAAAGCCCCUCUGCAGCCACAUUCACAGCCUCCUCAACCCCUUCAGCUCGAUGCCAUAGCUCAGACACCUGCUGCCGCCGCCGCAUCGCCAUUACAAGAGCCCCGAUCGUCCAUUUUAUCACAACGCUCGCUGAAACAAUUGGGGCUAUUUUUCGCCGGCGCCGGCUUUCUCUCUCUCGCUACCUUGAUUACAAGACGAUCAAUAGUUAGGAAGCGCAUAGCCACAAUACCAAAAUUCUAUACCCAAAGCAAUCGUCCAGUUGAUAAGAUCGGCUCAGAUAGUUCUCUAAUCGCCCUCGAGGCCCUCAAUCUAGCAACUCUCAACGUUCUAGGUUUUGGAAUUAUGAUGACCGGUGGUAUAUCUUGGGCCUUUGACAUUUCAAGCAUCGACGAUUUGAGGACGAUGGCUCGAAAACACAUUGGCCCUUCUGGAGGGAGGACAGACGAGGAGGCGGAACGGGAAGUGGAGGAGUGGGUUGCCAAAGUUCUGCUACGGAAAGAAAAGCAAGAGCAGGCAGCAGCUGAUCCUAUGGUAACCCCGCCAAAGAGCAAGGGUGACUAGGUUAGGAAGCGCCAGAAAGGAGAAACAUUGUCCUGUUCUCUUCCCAGGAUAUCAUAAGCGCGUAACUAGGUCAGCGACUCGUGUUUCUGCGUAUGACCUUAUGCGUAGCUCUGCAGCUGCACGGCUCCCGGUCAACCCCUGGUGGAUCUGGAUACCAUCGCCGCGUCUUGCUAAUGCGGCUCUGCUCAUUCUCCUCACACGCUCUGGCGGUGAAGAUGGGCUAUACCAACAAUUUUUGUCGUGGCCUGUAAGCUCAACGCAUCCCCGCAAGCUGAAGCUGCAGAGGGAUUGCAUCUGUAUCAUGUUCGGUCACCACUAAGCCUAUAUUGUACAAUGCAUCUGAAGCCAAUAAAAAGCCGACCCUACUCCCACCGGCCGGGUUACUGGGCUAAUGGAUAGGUCAU
Xylaria bambusicola is the source of this 1302-nucleotide messenger RNA. RefSeq lists its product as uncharacterized. Gene Ontology annotation, cellular component: mitochondrion. Bases 284 to 898 code for a protein of 204 amino acids. The transcript has a single exon. NCBI's taxonomy places the organism in Eukaryota, Fungi, Ascomycota, Sordariomycetes, Xylariales, Xylariaceae. The record is from RefSeq and is a predicted model, not a curated record.